Messenger RNA from Olea europaea var. sylvestris, 537 nucleotides. RefSeq names its product ribonuclease TUDOR 2-like. Lineage: Eukaryota; Viridiplantae; Streptophyta; Magnoliopsida; Lamiales; Oleaceae. Gene Ontology annotation, molecular function: RNA binding; nuclease activity. The record is from RefSeq and is a predicted model, not a curated record. Bases 239 to 481 code for a protein of 80 amino acids. Gene Ontology annotation, biological process: mRNA catabolic process. The transcript has 3 exons. Gene Ontology annotation, cellular component: nucleus; cytosol.
CCCUACUUGUCCUCAGUUAUAUAUUGACAUUUUACGCUGCGGUUUCGUUUAAUCAGCCGUCCGACGCCUACAGAUCUCUUCAAUUUCGCUCUUUGGAAAUUUUCCAAGUUGAUUUUUGAAGUGAAUCGAUUUGCAUGAAGUCGUAAUUGGUUCAACCAGAUCGAUUGGUUUUAUCUUUAAUUCUCUCGAUCUCGGAUUAAUUGAAUUUCGUUUAUAAUUAAGACCUCGAGCUGUUGAAAUGGCAUCGACAGCUGGAAACUCUGGAUGGUUUAGGGGGAUUGUGAAAGCUGUUCCAUCCGGUGAUAGCUUGGUCAUAGUGGGAGGUAGCGAGGCAGAGAUUCCCCCAGAGAAAACAAUCACUUUGUCAUCUCUGAUAGCACCUAAAUUGGCCCGAAGAGGCAGUAUUGAUGAGCCAUUUGCAUGGGAGAGCAGAGAGUUUUUAAGGAAGCUUUGUAUUGGGAAGGUUCUUAGUUCUAAUUAGUUUCAUUAAUAGGUUUUAUGUUCUAUUCUUUUAUAAAGAACGAUAUUCAUUAGUUC